Molecule: messenger RNA, 679 nt
Organism: Arabidopsis thaliana (thale cress)
Lineage: Eukaryota; Viridiplantae; Streptophyta; Magnoliopsida; Brassicales; Brassicaceae
Product: Lactoylglutathione lyase / glyoxalase I family protein
Exons: 3
Coding region: 44-397 (117 amino acids)
Source: RefSeq, marked reviewed
AUUGUGUUUUAUUUUACACUCGUUCGUCUUCGUCUAGAGAGAGAUGGCGACGGCGUCGUUUAGGUGGAUUCUGCAGCUUCACAGAGACGUACCAAAAGCUGCUCGAUUCUAUGCUCAAGGUCUCGACUUUUCCGUCAAUGUCGUCACUUUACGCUGGGCUGAGCUCCAUUCUGGUCCUAUCAAGCUAGCUCUUAUGCAAUCUCCUAGCAAUCAUGUUGCUGAGAAGGGAUACUCAUCGCUUCUAUCGUUCACAGUCACUGACAUUAAUACAACAGUGACUAAACUUAUGGCUUUAGGAGCUGAAUUAGAUGGCACUAUCAAGUAUGAGAUACAUGGAAAGGUUGCGGCUAUGAAAUGCCCUGAUGGUUACAUGUUAGGCCUUUAUGAGGCUGCAUGAGCAAAUGAAUAGAAUUGAAGCCUGAAAGGAAGCCAAUUAUGCAUAGAGUAGAUUUGUUUAGAGAUCAUAUCCAUAAUCUCUUUGAAGCUAUUGUAUACUUCUUAGAAACCUAAGCCACUAUUAUACUUUAUAUUGGUUCAUGUUUAACUUGCUCUUCACAUUGUUUCUCUAGUAAGCUUUUCUCAAGUCAAUUUUUUUCCAUUCAUUAUAUAUAAUAUCCUGAAAGUGACGGAUUCAUUUCUACACAAUGCUUUGAAAUUGACAAGAUCUAUUGAAGUGGAC